UGUGAUUGAAGAGAGAGCAGAGCGGCGGUAGCGACGAGACGACGGCCAUCUUAGAGCUGCCCUGGUAACCGACCGUCAUCUCCUGGAUUUAAUUUUUCUUGUUCAGUAUAAACGCUCUACCUGACUGACGAGGACCGAAGAAGGCUGUGUUUGACUUCCCCGCGGGUGAACUCGACGUCAGGAUGCGGUUCCGAGGGAAUAAACGACUUGCAUCCGCAGUCGGACUGGUCCUCGGACUAUUAUGUGCGGUGGAGGCAGCUAAAGUCAAUAAGCACAAACCAUGGAUCGAGACGACGUACCAUGGGAUUGUGACCGAGAAUGAUGACAAAGUUAUUCUGGACCCUCCUCUAAUUGCGCUGGACAAAGAUGCUCCAUUACGCUACGCAGAGAGUUUUGAGGUGACCCUCACUGAAGAAGGUGAGAUUUGUGGCUUCAGGAUCCACGGGCAGAACGUCCCCUUCGAGGCAGUGGUCCUGGACAAGUCCACUGGCGAGGGGGUCAUCAGGGCUAAGGAAAAGCUUGAUUGUGAGCUGCAGAAGGAGCACACCUUCACCAUCCAGGCCUAUGACUGUGGAGAGGGCCCUGAUGGUGCCAACAUGAAGAAAUCACACAAGGCGACCGUCCACAUCCAGGUGAACGACAUCAACGAGUACUCACCAGUGUUCAAGGAAAAGACAUACAAAGCCACCGUCAUCGAGGGGAAGAAGUAUGACAGCAUCCUGAAGGUGGAGGCGGUGGAUGCGGACUGCUCCUUCCAGUUCAGCCAAAUCUGCAGCUAUGAAAUUGUGACACCUGAUGUGCCGUUUACCAUCGACAAAGAUGGCUUUAUUAAGAACACAGAGAAGCUGACCAUUGGCAAGGAGCACAUGUACAAGUUGACCGUGACCGCCUACGACUGCGGAAAGAACCGAGCUUCUGAAGACGUGUUGGUCAAAAUCAGCAUAAAGCCCACCUGCAAACCCAGCUGGCAAGGCUUCAAUAAGAGGACUGAGUAUGAACCGGGCACAGGUAGCCUGGCCCUUUUUCCCAGCAUGCACUUGGAGACCUGCGAUGUGCCAAUCACCUCUGUCUGGGCCAGUAUUGAGCUGGAAACCAACCACAUCGGAAAGGGCUGUGACCGUGAUACCUACUCUGAGAAGUCUUUGCACAAGCUGUGUGGAGCCAGCACCGGCACCGUGGAGCUCCUUCCUGCACCAAGCAGCUCUGCUAACUGGACGGUAGGACUGCCUACAGAUAAUGGACACGAUAGCGACCAGGUAUUCGAGUUCAAUGGGACCCAGGCCAUCAAGGUGCCCGAUGGUUUGGUGAACACCAACCUGAAGGAGCCCUUCACCAUCUCUGUGUGGAUGAGACACGGACCCGGGUCCCACGAAAAGGAGACCGUCCUCUGCAACUCUGACAAAACAGAUAUGAAUAGACACCACUACUCCCUUUACGUCCACAACUGCAGGCUAAUCCUUCUCCUCCGCCAGGAUCCAUCGGAGGCAGAGAACUACAAACCAGCAGAGUUUCACUGGAAGCUUGACCAGGUGUGUGACAAAGAAUGGCAUCAUUAUAUGCUCAAUGUGGAGUUCCCCACUGUUUCCCUGUUUGUGGAUGGGACUGCCUUUGAGCCCUUCAUGGUCACAGAGGACUACCCACUGCACCCUUCUAAAAUUGAGACUCAACUCACAAUUGGUGCCUGCUGGCAAGAAAACUCAGGACAUGACAAUGACACUGAGACAGGCCCUGAGACCACCUCAGGCGGAAAUGCCCGAAUGGCUCAGUUUUUCCGAGGGAACCUUGCAGGCCUGAUCAUCCGCUCCGGCAAGCUGGAGAACAAGAAGGUGAUCGACUGUUUGUACACCUGCAAAGAAGGACUGGAUGUGCAGCUGCCUGAGGAAGUAGCUUCAGCUGUGAAGGUUGAUUUCAACCCCAACCAGUCCUCUCUGACUGUGGAAGGUGACGACAUUGGUGCCUUUGAUAAAGUCAUGCAGCACAUCUCCUACCUAAACUCCCGCCAGUUCCCAACACCAGGCAUCAGGCACCUUCGCAUCUCCACCACUGUCAAAUGUUUGAACGAGGACGCCUGCGUGGCAGUUCCAGACGCUGAAGGUUAUGUGAUGGUGCUGCAGCCCGAGGAGCCGAAGAUCAGCCUGAGCGGCAUCGACCACUUCGCUCGCAGCGCUGCUGAAUUCGAGAGCCAGGAAGGAGUGACUCUGUUCCCCGAGCUUCGCAUCGUAAGCACCAUCACCCGUGAAAUGGAGGCCGACGCAGAGUCUGAAGCAGCGGAAGGCACUGAUGAUGACCCCACAGUUCAAGAGACAGUUGUGUCGGAGGAGAUCAUGCACAACUUGGACUCGUGUGAAGUCUCUGUGGUGGGAGAUGAGCUAGACAGCGAGCAUGAGAGCCUGGAGGUGGACGUUUCACAGCUGCAGCAGCGUGCCUUGGAGAUGAGCUCCUCUAACCUGGGCCUCGUCAUAACUGGUGUGAACACUAUGGCCAACUACGAGCAGGUCCUGCACCUUAUCCGCUACAAGAACUGGCACACCGAAGCUCUCUUUGACCGGAAAUUCAAACUAGUCUGCUCUGAGCUCAACGGUCGCUACAUUAGCAAUGACUUCAAGGUUGAGGUAAAUGUGAUCCACACAGCCAGUCCUGUAGAGCACGCCAACAACGCCAUGGUGCAGCCCAACUUCAUCAACCCUGUCCAUCAUGCCUCUGUGGAUCUGUCUGGACACAACUUGGUCAACGCUCACCAGGCUUCAGUGGUUCCCAGUGCUGCCACCAUUGUCAUUGUUGUGUGCGUAAGCUUCCUGGUGUUCAUGAUAAUCCUGGGCGUGUUCCGCAUCCGAGCUGCACACCAGCGCUCCAUGAGAGACCAGGAGAGCGGCAAGGAGAACGAGAUGGACUGGGACGACUCAGCCCUCACCAUCACAGUUAACCCCAUGGAGACAUACGAGGACCAGCACAGCAGCGAGGAGGAGGAGGAAGAGGAGGAGGAGAGCGAGGAUGGGGAGGAGGAAGACGACAUCACGAGCGCUGAGUCAGAGAGCAGCGAAGACGAAGAGGGCGGGGAGCCAGAAGACCAGCAGGGGACCAGCAGACAGCAGCAGUUGGAGUGGGAUGACUCCACCCUCACCUACUGAGACACGCCAAGCCCCACACAUGCUCUGACACACACACUCACAUACCCAAACCACAGUCACCGCUUUUCGCAACCCUCCAUACAGGUUCAUGUCUAGGAGCCAUGCUAUAAAAAACACAACAAAAAAAGUUUUAAAAAGUCUUUCAGCGUAUAUGGUCAAGGCUUUCCUGUUGUUAUCUUCGUGGUGGUACUCAGUGUAGUGUAGUCAUCACCAGAUUGCUGAUUUUUUUCUUUUGGUUUUUAUUUAUUAUACUUUUGAUUCCUUUGGUAACUUGGCCUACAUUUCUUCUGGAGUGUGCGUGGAAGCCAGUCCUGCUCCUUCUGUUCUCAGUCAGGCUUUCAUGAGGAGAUUCAUUUAGAUUUCCUGAUGUAUAUCCUUUGGCUAACGCUUUAAGGAUCGCUUGCAGCUGACUUUUAGUUUUCUCGGAUUGUAGUCCACAGUGGAGCAAUUUUAACAACGUAGCUUGCAAUCUCUUUCUUUUUAUUUUCCUUGUUUAAGUGCAUGAGGAAACGUGGGAAGUCUUACGUGGAGAGAAACGAAUUGCUUUUUAAAGAUUUUUUGUAAAUAUGAAAACAACAAUGUAAUUAGUCGAUGUGUUAGUGAAAGCCCGCUCAGCAGGGUCCGAUAUCUUUAAAAAAACUGCAGCAAAAAAAAAUAGACGCAGUAUGUAAUGUAGAAUAUUUGUGUCACCACAGGCUGUAGCAUGCCGCUGAAUUUCUGCUGAAGCUGGUCCAUCGUGUUUUUCUAAGCCUGCCUCUUGAUGAGAAACCCAGGACUGUUACGCGGAGGUUUCCAUGACAGCGUGGUGUCCGUUUUGUCUUCUUUUUUUAAUCAUUUCCUGCAAAGAGUGAAAUCGGUUGUUUUGCUUUUCUCCUGAGCAGAUUGGCUCGACAGUUUUAGCUCCGUUACUGUCGAGGAGUGAAGGCGCCGCAAUCCAAAAAAUAAAUCAUUUGUCAAAUAAUAUUUAUGUAUGAUACUUACUUAUCUAAUUACAGAAUUGAAUGUGAAAAUGAUUCAUUUUGAACUUGAAACCUUAUUAUAUGUUAGAAUCCUAGGCAGUUAUUUUUUUAGCUUAGAUUUCCUGCCAUCAUGAAAUAACUCAAGUCUGUUGUUGUCAAGGAGACCCUAACAUCUGAUUGGCUAGCCUGCACCACAGUUUAACCCUUUAAAGCCUGAUAUAUGAAAUAAACAUCAGAAAAUUCAGUAUUUUUAAAGUUGUACUGCCUAUCUUGAUGCUUUUACCAAAAAAUAUCUAAAUGUCAUUUGGAUUUCACAAUAUUUUUGUGUCAUAACUGAUACAUUAGCGGUUAUUGGUAAUGUAUUGAUCAAUUUGAUUUAUUCGUUUUUGCUGAACAUGAUUUUCCCAACCAAAAAGAUAUUGAUUUGUUGCCUUAAAAACAAAUGGCAGAAAUUCACCAGAAAAACAUCCAAGUCAAUGAUACAUUUACCUGAACACCUUAAAAUAAAUAAAGAUGAUGUGGAUUUGUCUAUUUCUUUGUAUCAUAAUUGAUACAUUAGUCAUUUAUGGUUGUAUAUUUCUCAUAUUCUCCCAACCAAAGUGAUCUGGAUGGUAUGCCUUUUUAAACAAUUGAGACAAAUCAACAAAAAUAAAACCCAACUACAACAACUAAAGCUCUAAAAUAUACCUGAAAACCUCUAGUAUCACAGCUGAUACAUUUUCGCCACAGUUUUGUUUCCAUUUUGGAUUUAAAUUUUCCAUCAAGAGUAGAAAACAAGAAGAUUUGAUUUGAUGCUUUCGUGAAAAAUAUCAGCUCUAUCGAAGAGGUAAACUUGUCUCAAGAAUGUAACGUUUGCUGUCUUGGGGUUACUCCAAGACGUCUGUAUAACAGCAUUAGCUCCGGCUACCGAUUUUUAAGGGUAAGACUGGCGGAUAUACAGUGUGCUGCAAUACAGGGCUUUGAAAUGUUUAAAUAAAUACAGAAAUAAUUUAGAUUUUUAACAUAUAAUGAAUUUCAAAUGUUAAUUAACCAUUUCCACAUUUAAUUUUGUGUUUUAUUUUUCAUUGAAAGAUUUAAAUAAUUACAGCUACAUCUGUUUCUUUGUCCAGUAUCAGUGUAUUGAUCACAUAGAUAUUUAUUCAUUGAAUUGUGGCAUUUUUGGCCCUCCAUUCAUCACGCUCUUUGCUUUGCUUUGCACAUGUGGCAAUGCUCGACUCCUGGUGUUCACGUUGUUUUGUUCCCAGUAGAGCUCGCUGUUGUACAGAACGUACCUUCUUCUUAUGUUCCUGAUCAGUUACACUAUUUUUCACUACAUUUGGUACUUUAUAAACUGCAGGAAAGCAAGGCUGCAAGCUUUUAAAAACAUAGGUACUGAACUUCCUGCCAGUGGAUUUGGACAAGCAGAGAUUCGCUCAGCAGCUUUAAAGCUGUUCUCUCUCAGUCCUGAAGGAAAAAGCUAUGAAAACCCUUUUAAUCCCCUGAGGUUUUGCGGGGCCUGGUUGAGUUGUUAUGGGGGAGCAAAGUGAAUUUCUGCUUAAAAUCAUCAAUGAUAUAUUUGAUGCAUUUUAACUUGUUUUCCUGCUCCAAAUGCACCACAGACUUUGACUGUAUUUUAGCAGGAAAACGCGUUAAAAAUAACUUGUUUUCAUCGUCUUUUUUUCACAGUAGACCACUAGAUUUUAUUGUGCAUGGAACCAAACUGGUAGAGUUGUUCCAGGAUACUUGUUUACAUUUGGUAAACCUAUUUUCCUGCUGGAGUUAGUAUAAAGCUCAUACAAUCGAUUGGGAAAACGUGUCCAGCCUGUCUGCUCUCAGACACUGCUGUCCAUCACUGUUGAUUGGGACACUGCAUGGUGCAGAAGCGGCUGGAUUUUGGCUUUUUUUUUUUUUUUUCAUAUUUUGCAUGAGAGUCUGUUUUCAGAGAUUGUCUUUAUGGGGACAGACCUUCUUUUAAAGGGUUGAUUUUUAUCCCUAGUUAAUUGCUAAUUAACGACCAGUCUCCCUUCCAUGGUGACACGUAAAGCGUGGGGCCAGGUCUGAGCCAGCUGAGGUCGGAGUGCCUUUUCACCAAUCAUUGCAGAAUUAGCAGGUCUAACACUUACCCACGCUCUUUUAUUUGUGGCAUUUUUUUUAUUAUUUGAAGCUAGAUUUUCUAACAAAGCUGAGAUGGGGGUUUGUUUUUUUUUUUCAGCUUGUAGUGAUAGUGGUCCACCACUAGUUUUAUUGAAAGUACAAACAUUCUACAUAGAUGUCAUGUGUCCUUGUUGAUGUGUAGAGAAAGUAGAUCCAUAUUGUAUCUUCUAUAGAUAUUGUACUGAAUCCACCUUUAAAUGAUGUACAGUACAUAAAGAAAUUGCUUUGGCAGCGGUCGGUGUACAGUGGAAGGUGAUCGUUUUUAUUUUAACAGUGUCCUAUUGCUCGAAGUCUUGAGAAGUGAUUCUGAGGACAGCUUGAAAUUCACACAAUUACAGUAACCCCUGCCAGCUCGAACAUUUUCACAUCUUCAUGUCAAACAAUUCCAAGUCCAGUUUCAAGGUCAGUAAUGCUUUAACACAAGUCGCUACAAUGACUCCAACCCCUUGAGCCAAGUAACUUCUUACCAGAAAAUGCAGCCGAACCGUAACGCCACUACUAGGAAUCAACUUUGCAUGAGCCACAUGUUCGUGAAUGUCCCAUGUGGGGUUGAGACAGAGACAGGAAAAGGAGCUGUGAUGCACUACUGAUUCUGAAGAUUGUCUAUCACACAUCGAUCACACUCCAAAUCCAGAUGAUUAUUUUCUCUUUAUUGGUUCCUCUAAAAUGUUGCUCAAAUGGAUGAACAGUUGAGGUGUCUGCAGAAAUGUUGGAUGCUUCCUUUGUGCUUGUUGGAGCUGCUCUUACUUUCCUACCAGUCUGAUGGCAGAUUGUAGCAAAGUUGAUGCUUGCUCUUGAACAAAAUAAAGGAUGAUGGGAUAUAAA
This is a messenger RNA of Girardinichthys multiradiatus, 7045 nucleotides long. It is a transcript of the gene clstn1, whose product is annotated as calsyntenin 1. The transcript is spliced from 19 exons. Bases 183 to 3128 code for a protein of 981 amino acids. Gene Ontology annotation, molecular function: X11-like protein binding; kinesin binding; calcium ion binding. The record is from RefSeq and is a predicted model, not a curated record. Lineage: Eukaryota; Metazoa; Chordata; Actinopteri; Cyprinodontiformes; Goodeidae. Gene Ontology annotation, biological process: homophilic cell-cell adhesion; positive regulation of synapse assembly; positive regulation of synaptic transmission. Gene Ontology annotation, cellular component: postsynaptic membrane; cell surface.